AUGGCGAAAAGCAGGGUCGGGCAGCCGGCUGAGGAGACGACUGCGGGGCCGCUGGACCCCGCGAGCCAGGCCCUCGGAGACUCCCUGAAAGGUGAGGUCCGAGCAGGGGGCGGGAGGCGGGGAGGAGGGAGAAGCUGGCCUGGGGGCAUCUGUCUGUUAGUCGACAAACAUCCUGGAAACACCUCCUGGGUGCCAGGCUGUGGGACUAUAGCUGUUGGGACUGAGGUAAACGGGCUAGAUGAACGAGAGCUUGAGGGUGUCAAGGGUCUGAGGGGGAGGAGCCCUGAUCAGCACCCCCCAGUCCUAAAGAAGACGCAGCACCCUGCGUCCCCACCUCCUUCUAUGGAGCGGGCGGCGGAGGCCCCGCUCUGGGGCCAAAAUACGUUCCUCGCGCAGGCCGGAUUCGAGUCCAGUUCCUCUGCAUCUAAACUUGAUGCUUUGGUGCAUAUAGUUAAAGCUAAUGCAGAAGCUGGAUCAGCAAGGAUGUCUCUUCUUAUACUGGUGUCCAUUUUCCUGUCUGCUGCUUCUGUUAUGUUUUUGGUAUAUAAGAAUUUUCCUCAACUUAGUGAGGAAGAACGAGCAAACAUGAAGAUUCCCAGAGAUAUGGAUGAUGCCAAGGCACUAGGAAAAGUUUUAUCCAAAUACAAGGACACCUUUUAUGUACAAGUACUUGUAGCUUAUUUUGCUACAUAUAUUUUCUUGCAAACAUUUGCUAUUCCGGGGUCUAUAUUUCUCAGUAUUCUCUCAGGAUUUCUUUAUCCUUUUCCGUUAGCCUUAUUCCUUGUUUGUUUGUGCUCUGGACUUGGCGCUUCCUUCUGUUACAUGCUUUCAUAUUUGGUUGGAAGACCAGUAGUGUACAAGUAUUUAACAGAAAAGGCAGUGAAAUGGUCACAGCAGGUUGAACGACAUCGAGACCAUCUCAUUAACUACAUAAUAUUUUUGAGAAUAACUCCUUUUCUGCCUAACUGGUUUAUUAAUAUAACAUCUCCUGUUAUAAAUGUACCAUUAAAAGUAUUUUUUAUUGGUACUUUUCUAGGUGUUGCACCCCCAUCUUUCGUAGCUAUCAAAGCAGGAACAACACUCUACCAGCUUACAACAGCAGGAGAAGCUGUUUCCUGGAACUCAGUAUUUGUCCUGAUGAUUUUAGCAGUUCUCUCUAUUCUGCCAGCUGUCUUCCAGAAAAAACUGAAACAGAAAUUCCAGUAA
Messenger RNA from Gracilinanus agilis (Agile Gracile Mouse Opossum), 1206 nucleotides. RefSeq names its product transmembrane protein 41B (gene TMEM41B). Gene Ontology annotation, cellular component: endoplasmic reticulum membrane. The record is from RefSeq and is a predicted model, not a curated record. Bases 1 to 1206 code for a protein of 401 amino acids. The transcript has 7 exons. NCBI's taxonomy places the organism in Eukaryota, Metazoa, Chordata, Mammalia, Didelphimorphia, Didelphidae.